Molecule: messenger RNA, 1452 nt
Organism: Bipolaris sorokiniana ND90Pr
Lineage: Eukaryota; Fungi; Ascomycota; Dothideomycetes; Pleosporales; Pleosporaceae
Exons: 2
Coding region: 1-1452 (483 amino acids)
Source: RefSeq, a predicted model, not a curated record
AUGACGGAGCGUGUAGUGAAACCAAAAGGACGGAAAAAGAAAGAAACAGUGAGAGCAUCAGCAUCGGCAUCAGCAUCAACUAGCGAGACUCCUGCCGCGAAGACUUCACAUCAUGUGGUAUCUAUCGCAUCAAAAAAGCCUGCUACCCCGCUAGAUAUGCCUCUUCAGAACCCAAUGUUUCCCACCAACAGUCGACAUGCUGAACAGGUAGAGAGGGCCACGACAGCCAUUCGCUACCACUACAGACCUCCUACCUUUAACCAGCCUUCGAAAGCCUUGUCAUCAACAUUGGACAAUGUCUUCCUUACCCAUUAUGUAGAGCUCAACCAUGUUAAAAAUGCCUAUGCGCCUGAAAUCCAGUGGCUUGUACACUUGCCAGAAAUAUUUAGUAACGCCUCCAAGCCCGCUGUCAGAAUAUCACUUCGAGCAAUGUCCAUGGCAUUUUACGGCAAAUACCAUCAUGACUCAAGUAUACUCAUCGACUCCUGGAGAUGGUAUACUGUUGCAUUGAGCACGCAGCGAAACUCGAUAGCAAGAAUGAAAAAGAACGAUAUGCCAGAUGAAGGAGAGGUGCUGGUACCCCUCAUCCUCGCGUUAUAUGAGCUCUACGUUAGCGCAACGUCUGCUGGCUUACUCGCCCAUCUGGAUGCAGCAGGAGAGAUUAUGAAGAUGCGAGGCCCAACCAACUGUAGAUCUGGGGUAAUCUGGCCGCUCUUCAAAGCCAUCCGCGGCCAAGAGGCCCACAGGUCAAUCGUUUUUAACAAGAAGUCGACGUUUUCUUCCCCAGAUUGGAUGACAAUACCAUUCGUCGAUAUGCCCAACGACCCACACCAAGACCUCGCCAGUAUCCACCUGAUGAUGCCUUCCUGUAUGGCUUCUCUAGAGAUCCCAGGAUCUUUGCGUACUGUUUUUGAGACAGCCAUACCGCCCAAUGUUGAUGUAACACCUGCUAAGGAACUCACAUGUAAACUGCUCAAAGAUCUUGACAGCUGGGCCGAAAAGUAUCCUCAUCUGACGAAGCCAUUCACCAGCCUUGGGAAUGCACAAACCCCAGAGUCUUCCUCGCAAUCUACAAGACAGAAAUCACCCAAAACAGGAAAGACCGACCCGGUCAGAGUGCUGAUCAGGUCAAACUACAUGGCAGAUCGAGUCUUGCUCAAUAUGCUCAUGUACAAGAUGCACACCGAAUCCAGUACUCCCUUGGAACCAUCCGAGUAUAAUAUAGGGCAGUAUUGUUCCGAAGCACAGAAUUAUGCUCAAGUCAUACUGCAGACUGCAGCCGAGAUCGAACGAGCAAAGGCGCCUGGGUUUGACCUUUUACGCAGCAUUGGUCCUGUCUUAAUCGUGGGUUAUUGCGGUCCGACGCCGGAACUGAAAAUGGAAGGCAAGAUGAUGUUGGGCAGGUGGGCAAGCCAGAUCCAAGGACUUAAGUCAACUAUGGAACGCUUGUGA